UCCCGAACUGAACGCACGUGUCCAUCGCUUACACACAGCUCCAUUUUUUAAAUUCGAGUUUUUUUUUUUGUUUGUUGAUCCCGUUACACUUCGAUCCUCCUCCUCCUCCUCUCAGUUGUUUGAUUGCUGUUGGCUGGGGUACUGGUCAGUGCGCCAAAGCCAAUUGGUUUUCACUUUCAGUGAUUCCUCAUUGAUCGGUGGACGUACUGGUCCGUCAGUCCGCGCGUUAUACAAACAACAUUUGAACACAAGUGCGCUGUCUUCGUAUCAUUUAAAACGUGAACGGUGCACAGCUGACACGAUUGUUUCUCCUUUCUCGAAAUUGGGUGCGUGAUUGAUUUGGAUAUUCAACGAUCGGUUCGUUUAAAUCACUGACCCUCUCGUGCAGUGCCAGGGCCUCUUCAAUUAUCUCCCAUCGAGCUCCGUGACCCGAACAAACUCGCUUUUAUCGAAGAUCGUCCGAGCGGCUGUUCCAUCCAGUUAACGAUUCACUUCCUAUACACCUUCGACAAGGGCAAGAUUGCCUUGAGGAUGAUCUGCUUAAGCCAAUCGGAUUGAAUUACUUUCGAUUCAAUCGCACAUUGCGUUUCACACGUCCAUUUCUGAAUGAACCCGCAACCGCUGAUACCUUCACUAACCGCUGAUCAUCACCGUAGUCGUGCCGAAUCCGUUCGUUCCAGUCAAUCGCAAGAUCCAGCCGGCAUAGCCGCAUCUGUCUCCGCCGCCGCCGCCGCUUACUAUCAGCAUUGUUGGGACGUCUUGAUGAAGGCCGAUAGUCUCCAUCAUCAUCAUCAUCAUCCCUCUUCGGACGGUCGAUCGCCGUCACCACUGCCAGCCAUGGAUCACCGCCAUCACCACCGAUUGCCGCACCCAGCGCCGCAGCCACCUCCGCCGUCCUGGAUGACCGCGAUGGCCGCCAGCACCAUUCCGUGGCCUUUCAUUCCGCAGGUGGCGGAUAGCGCUGCUGUGGCAACUGCUACCCAACAACUUCAGAUGGCCAACAUGUACGCUUCCAUCUUCAGCAGGCUGCAGCAACAGCAGCAGCAAUUGGCGGCUGGACAUCAUUCAAAUUCGAGUGGCGGUGGAGAAAUGUCGCCGAAACAAGCGUCCGUCUACCCUGGCCCUCACAGUGGGGAUUCGAGCGUAGGCCAGGCCGUCCCGCGUCUGCUGCGCCAGUUGACUGUUCAAAUCAAACCGGGUCGUCAUCACGAAGAAGAGGAGGAGGAAGAAGAUGAACACGAACAAGAUCAAAGGGAUCCUUUUGAUCUUUCUUCACGCCGGCCGCAUUCGCCGGCGGAAGAAUCCGGUGCUCCGCUCGAUUUGAGAAUUGAUGGCAAGAAGGAUCGCUCCAGUGAUAACUCGCCGGCUGGUCAGGAUUCGCCUUGCCCUCCGCUGAUUAUUCAAAAUAGGAGCCCAGCUACGUCUCCCGUUCGUGCCUCUUCGUCCAGCGCUUCUUAUUCUUCGGCUCCAGCUUCUCCGCUUCCACCGAGUUCAUCAUCCGGACGAGCUACGUCGUCUCCGUUGCUCUGCCCAUCUUCACUUCAUCCGGCCAUGUUGGAAGCCAUGUACCGCUCCAUGGAGAAAAUGCCGCGUCUGACUACCGUUUUCCCGGGAGGACCGUACCCACCGUCGCAGCCGCAUCAUCAGAGACCCUGUCCGCCGCUCAUCCAUCCGGCCACUGGACUCGUCUCUCACCAUCACCAUCAUCAGCCAUCGGGCAGCGGCAGUAGCUAUCAGCGGCUGGGCAAACAGGAGUCGACAUCGUCCAAUAAGACGAGCGCAUCGAGUGCCGGCGCCAAUAAAUCGCGCGACCGCUAUUCGUGCAAGUUCUGCGGCAAGGUGUUCCCUCGCUCGGCCAACUUGACCCGCCAUUUGAGGACGCACACGGGCGAGCAACCUUACAAGUGCAAGUACUGCGACCGCUCCUUCUCCAUCUCGUCCAAUUUGCAGAGACAUGUUCGCAACAUUCACAACAAGGAGAAACCCUUCAGGUGUCCGCUGUGCGACCGCUGUUUUGGACAACAAACCAAUUUGGACCGCCAUUUGAAGAAGCACGAAUCGGACGGGCCGACCAUUCUGGACGAGGACCGUAAGCGGAGUCGUGCGGCCGGAAUGGCGGCAGCCGCGGCCAGGCCAUCUGGCGUUCAUCUUUUGAGACCCCCUACAACCGGAUUCUAUUAUGCUGAUUUGGCCGCCGUCGCUGCCCAACAUCAUCAUCAACAGCAGCAACAUCGUCGGGCAGCCAUCCCUGAAUUGCAUCACAACAUUUCACCGAUCCUCAACAGCCGUUUGGGCAUGAUGGGAGGAGGCCAAUCUCCCAUCCGUUCGCCAGCUCAAUCGCCAUCGGGUAGCAGUUCGUCGGAUCACGAUGACGCACCCAUCAAUAAGAAAGCCAGACAUCUCGAAAUCGAGGAGGAUGACGAAGAAGAAAGCGCGAUUGAAUCGAGCCCAGAAGAAAUUGAAGAAGACGACGAUCUCGCUAAUUCGAAAACGAUUGCUGACGAAGAAUUGCAAGAGAAUUCGAUCAAAGAUGAGGCAGACGCAGCAAGCGAAGCUGGGAGCCACAGCAGCAGCGGCGUGAGCAACGCCAGCGCACACAGCAGCCAAGGCAACGCCGGCGUCUUGUCGUGCGAGGUGACCAUUCACACGGACAACAAGUCGCCAACUUUAUCGCCCAAUCCCGCUGCUAUUAUUGUUGUCACUCCGUCCAGUUGAAUAUGCCGAUUAAGGUGUUGACGAUGACUGUUUUCUCAUUUAUAUAGAAGUCACCAGAUACAGAUAGAUAGUCUUGAAUAGGGUGAUUACGCAAAUCAUCCGCCUCUUUCGUUUAUCUUUUUACACCAUUUCCCUCUUCUUCUUUUUUUUUUCUUUUUUUCUUUUCAUUUUGUUGGCGUGGUUUUCUUUUUCAAUUCUUUUCUUCUAGUGAGUUAGUUAACAAUUUAUCGUCCAGUUUUCGCGUCCCAUCACGGACGUACACGCCCAGGAAGAUUUAUUUGACACGUUCAUGAUGAUCACCCAUAAAACAUACGUGAAACACGAUUUGUUCCUAUUUGGUUAGCAAAGCACAGGUGCACCAUUUGAUUUUGAGCACUAUUCGUCCUAGUUGGACACUUCAUUCGGCGACACGUGCACGGAUCAUCGCCCAAAUUACGCAACGGCCGCAGCCAAUGUACUGAACGAAAUCUGAUUGAAAUUUUUUAGUUCAAAAGAAAAAAAAAAGAAAA
This is a messenger RNA of Daphnia carinata, 3224 nucleotides long. Its product is annotated as histone-lysine N-methyltransferase PRDM16-like. Bases 607 to 2715 code for a protein of 702 amino acids. The transcript is spliced from 4 exons. Gene Ontology annotation, biological process: regulation of transcription by RNA polymerase II. Gene Ontology annotation, cellular component: PcG protein complex; transcription regulator complex. The record is from RefSeq and is a predicted model, not a curated record. Gene Ontology annotation, molecular function: RNA polymerase II cis-regulatory region sequence-specific DNA binding; DNA-binding transcription factor activity, RNA polymerase II-specific. Lineage: Eukaryota; Metazoa; Arthropoda; Branchiopoda; Diplostraca; Daphniidae.